AUGGAGUUACUACACCAUCCAAAUAUUAUUAGAUUAUUUGAAGUUGUGGCUACAUUAUCUAAAGUCCAUUUAGUUAUGGAAUAUGCGGGGGGUGGGGAAUUAUAUACUUAUGUACAUGAUAAUGGAAAAUUGACUGAAGAAGUUGCUAAACCUAUUUUUGCCCAAAUAGUCUCAGCAGUUGCCCACCUUCAUUCAAAAAAUAUUUGUCAUAGAGAUAUUAAAGCAGAAAAUGUUUUUCUUUCACAUCCUGGCUGGAUAAAACUUGGAGAUUUUGGCUUUAGUUGUAAAUUCGAAGACGAUUCCUUUUUAAAUACUUUUUGUGGUUCUCCCCCAUAUGCUGCACCUGAAUUAUUUCGAGAUCAAAAAUAUAUUGGCCCGAUGGUUGAUAUUUGGGCGAUGGGAAUACUUCUUUAUUUUAUGCUUGUUGGUGUUACUCCUUUUCGUGGAGAAACUGUUUUUGAUUUAAAAAGAAAUAUUUUGGAAGGGGUUUAUUAUAUGCCUGAUUAUGUUUCAACAUUUGCACAACAUUCAAUUACUAGAAUGCUUGAAUUGGACGCUAAAAGAAGGGCUAAUAUUUUGGAACUUAAGAGAACAUAUUGGCUAAGUGAAUGUAAAUUUCCCGAUUCUUAUGUAAAUUUGUCUUUAAAUCCAAAUGAGCAUUCAUUGGCCCAUUGUAAAUUGGAAAGACUUGUUUGGUCCCAAUUACAAAGUUAUGGAAUAACAGAAGAAAUGCUUAGAAGUGUUGCUAAAAGUAAAGGAGCUAGAAAUCCUGUUAUCGGGACUUAUCGAAUUACUCUUUAUCAAUGUCAAGCACUUGAUAGAGAUAAAGAAAGGGCUAAGUUAAAUGAGCAUUUAUUACAACUUGCUGAAAAGAAUAAUUUAUUGGCGGGUAAAAUUGAUGAGCGAAGCAAAGCUUGUAUAAUAAUUUAA
This is a messenger RNA of Meloidogyne enterolobii, 930 nucleotides long. The record is from the annotation of a GenBank genome assembly. Lineage: Eukaryota; Metazoa; Nematoda; Chromadorea; Rhabditida; Meloidogynidae.